[Candida] anglica is the source of this 1398-nucleotide messenger RNA. Lineage: Eukaryota; Fungi; Ascomycota; Pichiomycetes; Serinales; Debaryomycetaceae. The record is from the annotation of a GenBank genome assembly.
AUGGCCAUAGAUUUUCCAGAAUUUGCUAGUAGAACGGCAUAUCUUCAUAUUGAAGAUUUAUGUUGGUUCUAUGAAGAUUUCAAUUUCUCAGCAUUAUAUGCAAUUGAUGCAGUGCCAGAAACUGUAUUUAAACUGUGGAAUAGUCCUAUGUCCAAAGAAGCUUUUAUGGCUAUGAUCUAUCAAUUUGUAGAAAAAUUCCGGCAAUUUAGAUAUGUAUUGACAUAUAGGAAAAGUGACUGGUUAAAUGUUGUCCAACCAAAGUAUAGAAAUCAACUUUUAGCGGAAAUUUGUGAUCGAUAUAUUUCUAGAUUAACUACUGAUGUUCAAAUAUCGUAUAUGGAAUAUAUAUAUGGGGGGAUUUGUAAAGACAAUUCUAAAUCAAAUUAUCUCAAGUUUUUCACAACUUCAGUAACUUAUGAUAAAUUUCAUGGGAAUUUACUUGAUGCAAUGAGAAGGGUGGAAUUAAAUUGUGAAGUUUUGAUACUGACUUUAAUGGAAGGGCCAGAAAUUGAUAUAUUACCACAAGAAACGUUUAUUAGUACACCUCUAACUGAAGAUUUCCCUGAUGGAAGAUUUAAGGAAAAUUCUCCAGUUCAUGAAAGAUUUAACGUAUUAAAGGCUUCAAAACAAAAUCUGUUAACUGAAAUUAAUGAAUAUUUAUUAGAAUUGGAAUUUAUUCAUCAAGGUCUAUAUAACCCACAAGCUACUAAGAAAGUUGCUAAAACUCAAAUCAGUAAAGGAUUAAUGACAAUUUUUAAAAUUGUACAAAACGCAUAUCCAAUGCUUGAAAAAAUUAAUAGUAUUGUUAAAUUUAGUUGUAAACUUCAUUUAUCGAAUUUGGAAGUAUUAAAGAUAAAUAAGCUUGAUGAAUCUGAUUACCAUAAGUAUAACGAUUCACUACAAAGUAUAAAGGAAGCAGCAAGUCUUAUUGAAAAACAACUUAGUUCAUUACUUGGAUUAACUGUAUAUGCAGAUGAUCCACUUGAAAGACAUCGUAAACAUGUUGAUUCAUUUUAUUUUUUAAUUUGGAGACAUCAUGAUAUCUUUUCUACAUUUAAUACAAUUGCCAAGGAAAUUACUCAAGUUUAUAAAACAUACAACUUAAUUUGUGGAGAUGAUUUACGUCAAACUGGAUAUUCUCUAUUUGAGAAUCAUAUGGGAAAUUUAAGUACACAACUCAAUUAUAUAAUAGAAUUUCUCUCAAGUCAUGGGAUAUCUAUACAAAAUCCAAAUAUGACCAAAAUCAUCAAAAAUGAUAUUCUAUCAUUGGAACUUUAUUCUAGAUUCCAAGACUUAUUUAAGAUUGCGACAACAAUUAAGGGCAACCAUCUUUAUUUUGAAGACAAAGUUAUAACGAGUCAACUAAGAAAGGAGAUGGGAUUGAAAGAAAAUAAGUAG